CUUAGUAAUUGUUCAAUACUGCAUCUCUCUCAGAUCAAACUCUAACCACAACGGCUUCUCUCUCCCUCUCUCCGGUAGCUGGAAGGUUGAUAUAUUAACGUUUUUUUACUAUUAUACAGGAUCGAAAAUGUUUUUCGAUGGAUAUGGAUAUCAUGGGACCUCAUUUGAGCAGAGUUAUAGAUGUUACCCUGCAUCUUUUAUUGAAAAGCCACAAAUUGAAAGUGGUGAUAAAAUUAUAAUGCCUCCCUCAGCCCUUGAUCGCCUUGCAUCUUUGCAUAUUGAUUAUCCAAUGUUGUUUGAGCUUCGGAAUAAUAAUGCUGAGCGAGUCUCACAUUGUGGGGUUCUGGAGUUCAUUGCAGAAGAAGGCAUGAUCUAUAUGCCAUAUUGGAUGAUGGAGAAUCUGCUCCUCCAAGAGGGUGAUAUUGUACGAGUGAAAAAUGUUACACUUCCCAAGGGAAAAUAUGUUAAACUCCAACCUCACACAAAGGACUUUUUGGAUAUUUCUAACCCCAAGGCCAUCUUGGAGACAACACUAAGGAAUUAUUCCUGCUUGACCACUGGGGACAGUAUCAUGGUUGCGUAUAACAAUAAGAAAUAUUACAUUGACAUUAUAGAGACAAAGCCUUCUAAUGCAAUCACCAUCAUUGAGACAGACUGUGAGGUGGAUUUUGCGCCACCCCUAGAUUACAAGGAACCUGAAAGGCCUAUUGCAUCUGCUUCUGGAAAGGCAACAUCACAAGUUGAGGAGGCUUCUGUGGAGACUGAACCAAAAUUCAGCCCUUUUACUGGAUCUGGGAGGCGUUUGGAUGGGAAACCUUUGGCAUAUGAGCCUCCACCAGUUUCUUCCUCAGUGUUUAAGGAUAAGCAACCUGCCGUUGCUAAUAGUAGUGGAAAACCUUCUGCAGGCUCUAGUUCACAGAGUGCCGCAAGCCAAACUCAAGGAAAACUUGUGUUUGGAUCAAAUGCAAGUCGGGCUCCCAAGGAAACACAAAAGGAAGCUGGAAAAGAGAAAAAACCGGAGGAACCCAAAAAGAAAGAAGAGCCAAAGUUCCAGCCCUUUACUGGGAAAAAGUACUCACUGAAGGGUUGAUUGAUUUAUUUAUCAGAUUUCUUUCAAUUUAAUCUUCCUUGUUCCUUCCGGCUGAAGGAAAAAUUACAGAACUAAAAUGAUCUGGAUGUUGUAUCAUGGAAAAUGCAGACUUUAGGCCAUCAUGUUACACUGAAGAAAAAGAGAAUUUAUGUUAUAUCAUAUCCUGUUUGAUUAUGAAUCA
Pistacia vera is the source of this 1271-nucleotide messenger RNA. RefSeq names its product ubiquitin recognition factor in ER-associated degradation protein 1. The record is from RefSeq and is a predicted model, not a curated record. Lineage: Eukaryota; Viridiplantae; Streptophyta; Magnoliopsida; Sapindales; Anacardiaceae. Gene Ontology annotation, cellular component: VCP-NPL4-UFD1 AAA ATPase complex. Bases 128 to 1090 code for a protein of 320 amino acids. The transcript has 10 exons. Gene Ontology annotation, molecular function: polyubiquitin modification-dependent protein binding.